Messenger RNA from Ochotona curzoniae (black-lipped pika), 5441 nucleotides. It is a transcript of the gene RAB11FIP2, whose product is annotated as RAB11 family interacting protein 2. Gene Ontology annotation, molecular function: small GTPase binding. The record is from RefSeq and is a predicted model, not a curated record. Gene Ontology annotation, biological process: regulated exocytosis. The transcript has 5 exons. Gene Ontology annotation, cellular component: phagocytic cup; endosome. NCBI's taxonomy places the organism in Eukaryota, Metazoa, Chordata, Mammalia, Lagomorpha, Ochotonidae. Bases 141 to 1676 code for a protein of 511 amino acids.
GGCCGUGGGGCGCCCCCCGCCCCCCACCUCCAGCCCCUGCCGGCCCUGACGAUGCGGUGAUUGAGGCGUCAGGCUCUCCCUCCGGGAGGGGCAGUUGCCCGCGCUCUUGACCUCGGAGCCCAGAAAGUGGACCCGGCAGGAUGCUGUCCGAGCAAGCCCAAAAGUGGUUUCCAACGCACGUGCAGGUCACGGUGCUGCAAGCCAAAGAUCUGAAGCCGAAAGGCAAAAGUGGCACCAAUGACACGUACACUAUCAUCCAGUUGGGCAAAGAGAAGUACUCCACGUCUGUAGCCGAGAAAACCCUGGAGCCCGUGUGGAGGGAGGAGGCCUCCUUCGAGCUCCCCGGGUUGCUCAUGCAGGGGAGCCCCGAGAAGUACAUCCUUUUCCUCAUAGUUAUGCACAGGUCCCUGGUGGGACUGGACAGAUUUUUAGGGCAGGUGGCAAUCAACCUCAAUGACAUCUUUGAGGACAAACAAAGAAGGAAAACCGAGUGGUUUAGGUUGGAAUCCAAACAAGGAAAAAGAGCCAAAAACAGGGGUGAGAUAAAGGUUAAUAUUCAAUUCAUGAGGAACAAUAUGACGGCAAGUAUGUUUGACUUGUCAAUGAAGGACAAAACAAGAUCUCCUUUUGCAAAAUUAAAAGAUAAGAUGAAAGGUAGAAAAAACGACGGCACAUUUUCUGAUACAUCUUCUGCAAUCAUUCCAAGUACUCACCUGCCUGAUGCCAGUACUGAAUUUUCAAGUGGUGAGACCCAUAUGAAAUCUAAACCCAAGAAGCCUUUCCUUUUGGGGCCUCAGCGUCUCUCAUCAGCACACUCUAUGUCCGACUUAACUGGGUCCCACCUGUCCUCUGAGAAGCUGAAGGCGGGUGUGGUGGGCCCCACGCACCUCCUGGGACGCCGCGUGGAGGCCUUUGGCGUGCUUCCAGAAAGUGGAAGUCUCAAGUCUCCGCACAGAAGAACGUUGAGCUUUGAUACUUCUAAAAUGAACCAGCCCGACAGUGUCGUGGAUGAAGGUGAAGCGUCUUUCGAAAGACAGAAUGACCCAUUUACAAAUGUGACUGCCUCAUUACCCCAAAAAUUUGCAACACUGCCAAGGAAGAAAAAUCCAUUUGAAGAAAGCAGUGAAUCAUGGGACAGCAGCAUGAAUUUAUUUUCAAAAUCAAUUGAAGUGAGGAAAGAAAAUAAAAGAGAGAAAAGAGAGAAAGUUAGCCUGUUUGAAAGAGUGACUGGAAAAAAAGAUAGCAGAAGAUCUGAUAAGCUUAACAACGGAGGAUCGGACAGCCCGGUUGACUUGAAAUCACCCGGUGUAUUUAGUGAAAGUCGGCAGGACUACUUUGAUUAUGAGUCAACUAAUCCGUUUACAACAAAAUUCAGGGCUUCGAACAUAAUGCCAUCUUCAAGCUUUCAUAUGCAUCCCACAAGCAAUGAAGAGCUCAGGAAAAUCCCGGACAGCAACCCUUUUGACGCCACUGCAGGCUAUCGCAGCCUGACCUAUGAAGAGGUCCUGCAGGAGCUGGUGAAGCACAAGGAACUGCUGAGGAGGAAGGACACACACAUCCGGGAACUAGAGGACUACAUCGACAACCUCCUGGUGAGGGUGAUGGAAGAAACGCCCAGUAUUCUCAGAGUGCCAUAUGAACCGUCCCGGAAGGCUGGCAAGUUCGCUAACAGUUAAUAAAGCCAAGUGAGCUGUGUUUAUAAUUGGACAGAGAGAGAGGAAGGAGGAUAAAAAGACAUUGUGAUUCAAAAGCAACUGUACAUCAGACUCAUGAACACUGGCCCUCGUGGACACUCACCUGCUGACCCGUGGAGGGAGCUCAGUUGUCUGAAGUCCUCGUGGAAGGGCACCGAUUGUCACUGACCGAGCAGUUCCUUAGGAUUCACGUAGGUGCUGGGCCAGCCCACUCCCGGGCCACAGGCCUAGAAAUAACUUCAGGAAUGCAUGAGUUAUUCCUCAGGAACAGAUCUCCCAGAAAGCAGAGUUGAUACCGUGGUGGCGCCUCAAGCCAGUUCAUAGAUGUUUUGCUUCAGGAAUACUGCUCAUCAUAACACUACUGAAAAAUCGGUUCAUGUUUUAUAUGCAGAGAUGUGCAUGGAUCUGUGUUCAUGUCUCUGUAUAUAAAAUAUUUACAUAUACCUCAUGUAUACAUGUGUUUUUAGAAUAUUUAAAAACAACUGGUUGCCUCUGCGGUUGGAAACGACAUGAGCUCCAUCGACAGAAGCCAGGGCGUGCCAUUCCUGUUGCCGUUCGCCAGCAAGAGGUCGCCUCGGGUGGCACACGCCUGUGCCUCUGGGAGCCUGGGUAUCAAGACAAACUACUGGAUACUGAGCCAGCAUCCAGUUUUCACUCUGCAAAUGAACUAAAUGCCUUUUAACAAGAGUGACAGAUUUUUUUAAAAAGUCACUAAUUUCACCACGAUUUCUUUGAAUUACCUUCACAGUUUGAGUUUUGUGUAAGGUGUAAGUGGAAGAUAAGCUAAUGCAAUUUGUUCUGUUCAGAUUUUGCAUGCCCUUUAAAAUCACUAGCAAAGAAAACAAUACAAAAUUAUGUCUGAAAAUAAUCUUGGGGAGAAAAAAGUGGAUGAUGGUCUGGUGCCUGAUAAUGCAAAGCCAAUUCUUGGCAUGAAGAGAGAGGCUCAGUCUCAGAUUACAUGAAGAAUAGAGCAGAUGGUUUGGGUCUUGAACCAAAACAGUAUCUGCUAAAGGAGAAGUGAGUUUUGGGGGCAGAUCUGUGCUAGGCUGACACUCUGCGACACAUCCACUCCUGAAGGAAUUCAGACAUUGUAAGAGUAUAUGUCUUUACAUCCAUUCCCUAAAUAUACUGACUUCUUCUAUGAUUAAUUGUAUAUAUUUGUACAGAAUCAUUCUGAAAUGUAAGUGGAAAUAACAGUGGUAUAAGAAUAUUGCUGUUUUUAUUUUUCAGCUUUAAGAAUCUAAGGUACUUAAGAUGAAACAAUGAGUGUGUGCGUGUCUCUGAAUUUAGAAUGAAAACAUCUUCUCUGUAGAGACUUCUUUAGGGAACUGCAUCUUUUUGAUGUUUAUCUCCGUUAAGAUUUUAUUGGAAGUUAAAUAAAAGGCAGAUAUCAUAGUUUUAUUUAGUAUUUAGAAACCAUACUAGUUCACUAAGCUUAUGUAUGUAAACUAAAAUCCCUUAUUAUUUAUAUUUCUGAGUUUCUCCGAUUUCCCUGUGAGGAUUUGUAUUUUGAGAUUAUGAAAAAUUUUUCUGAAUACAAAAUAGUGUGAUACUUUUCUAAAACGAAGAAAUGGAAAAGGAAAAAUAGCCUUUCUCGCAUUUCCCUGCACGUGUAACUAAAGUUCUUCAGUAAGGUUCUAAAUCUGAUACGGAGCUUUAUUUUUCCAUUUAAGGUCUUGUUCAAUGUUCUUUUAAAAUAGAGUGCCCUUUUUAAGUUAGUAUUUAUUUCAAAUGUUACAAAUUAUUGGCGUUUGUUUUUUUUUCUGAGAGUAUUACUAAAGCUCUUCUUACACUUUUUUAUAAUUCCCAAAUCUGUGUUUUUUGAAUAUUAUGUCAGAUAUCUGCAGAUAUUUGAAUACGUUUUGGCCAAGUUUGCUUUUUAUAUGAGUGUCAACCAAGAUAUCAGUCUGGUACUGGGGAUUUAUUUUACAUGAAUAGAGCCCAUUAAAACAUACUGUUCAAGUAUUACUUUUUCAGAAUUGAUACGUAAGAAGAAAUUGCUUACCUGUUUAAAAACUGUUAAGGGCUAGGCUUAUCUGUCCAUGGGUGAUUUGGUUAUAUGGAAUCAAUAUUUUUAUCAUUAAAUUUGAGAGAAGUAUUAUAUUUACAAUCAAAUCUACAUUCAUCACUGCCUAAAAAUCUUGUCCUAAUGUUUAUGAAUUUCUUUCAUAACCUGCAGUAAACUUAAUAUGUGUUUAGCUGAAAAAAAAAAAACUUAAGGCGUUCCCACAUAUCAGUCUUUCCUGUAAGAAAUAUUGGAAAUAGAAAAAAAUAUAUACUCAUUAAGUAAUACACAGUACAAUCAGCUUUUAGGAACAGAUUUUCUUUUGCUCUUAUGGCCAAAAAAAAAAAAAGCAUGCUUCAAAACAUUCCCACCAUAGGAGAGUUUUACUCACAAGGCUGUUUCUCACAAGCCUAUCUUAAGCUGGCACACUUCUGUUGAAUUACGAAACUUAUUCUAAAACAGUGUUACUUAACAACCAGUUCCCCCCACCCCCCCCACGUUCUGAAAUUCAUCUUUGAAAAUAUUAGAGACACUAUCCUCCCUCUUGGGCUUCAAAUUCCACGUCCUGGGCCCAAGGGCCCUCGUUCCGAAUUGUCACGGAACAGCGUGCUGCCGUUCACGAGGGAUGCCGGCGAGUGUUGCCUUCUGCUGCUGCGUUCUGCACUGAGCCCAGUUUUGCCAUCCUCACAUAAACGUACUAUUAUCUGUACAUGACACACAACUACAUCUAUUGCUUUUGGCAGUACAUCAAGAUUUAGUUGUAAUUUUCCAGCUGUGAAAAUGUUGCCUUGUAUUUAAAAGGGUUUCACGAAAGGAAACCCAAGUAAAACUAGGCUCAUUAGUGAUAGAUUCGCUUCCUUGAUGUCCUUCCAGCGCCAGCUCCCCACUCCCUGCCCCCUGCCUACCACCUCUGCAAGGGUGCUUAUCCUUUAACGAGGAGAGUCUAAAAAUUAAAAAAAAAAUUAAGUAGUAAGAAGCGCGGCUGCUCAGCCUGUCUCCCCUGCUCUGUAGUUGUUAGGAAAGCAGCCUCCCUUGGAUUCCCAAGCCAGGCUGAAACUUUGUGGAUGUGCUCCGCUGUCCUGGAGAUGUGGUGGCUGUUGCUUGUGUGCGUGUGUAAGGCAUGCUCAUUCACUUGACCUCUUGGGAGUAAGACGGAUGCUGCUGGCUCGCGCGAGCCAACGGGAAGCGGGGAAAGCCCCCUUCUCACCAGUGUGUACCUUCAGUAAUCCAGAUGCAGUCACUGGGAGUAUUUAAUAUGCAAUAGGUAGCACCUUAACUAAUUAAACUGCAGAUGAAGGGUUUUCUGGUGUGUUUAAUAAGAAGUGAAGAAGCUCUUCAAGCAUUAAACUAGAAUUGACAUUUUAUUUAUUUUCUCUUAUGAAAAAAUCCACUUUAUGGUAGAAUUGAAGUCUGCAACAAUUGAUUCAUUUGAACGCAUUCAUUUCUGAAGCUUUCAUAUGGUUUGUGUUUCAAGGUACCAAAAAUGCUGCAGAUUUAGGAAUGUAAAUAUUUAGGAGGAACUUGAAAGGUACGAACAUUAUUUAUAACUGAAAGAGUAUUACACUUGCUAAGUAAACGCUCUAGUAACUUGUAAACAUUUUUUGCAGGUACAAACUCAGAAGUAUGUAAGCAUACUUGUAAAUGUGACAAUUGCAUAAUUUAUGUAUUCUGAUGCAUGAAUCAAAAUUUUUAUAUUAUAUGAUUAUUGAUUUAUUAGAGUUGAUUAAAGUGCUCAAGCUUAA